AAACAUUAAAAGUCUCCUUUUGUGAGGGGCCUUUUAUUUUGUAAGGUACUGGGGGAAUAGGCCCCUGCAGUGUAAUGUCAUUAAACUGUUGCUAAUUAUGCCUGGCAUCAUUCAAGUCUGUUUACCUUCUAUGUUGUUAAUUCUCACCACGCAAAAUCUCCCUUGGUUCUGUAAGCGAAUUGCCAAUUAAAGUGACUUUCUUGCUGAGGGUUGGAUUGGGCCUUAGUGUAUUUAGUAAGGAUUGGUCAGGUUUUGGGGAUAACUAAUUUUGGGCUUCCAAGACUAUGUAACCUAUGUAGUAGGAACAUUUGUUGAAUUUAACCACAGCUAGCCCAUAAGGAAACUUUGUUUCCUUAAUUCUUGAUUCAUUAAGUGGUGAGCGGUGACUAGAAGCUUGGCUUCUCAGUGAAUGAUGUACAUUUUUGGGUAGUGGCCUAUAGAAGUGGAUUCCUCUUCUCAGCAAUGUGUUGGCUUGAAGAACCAUGUUGUUACCUCAUAUCUUAACUGUUUUGAUGGGCAACUGGAUCUAAUUUUGAGGAUUUCGUUAGAAUAUUGUUUGGAGAAAGUAUCAUGGAAGUUCUGCGCCCACAGCUUGUAAGAAUUGGUGGACGGAUUUACAGAAAAAAUCCCAUUCAAGAACAGACUUACCAACAUGAAGAAGAUGAAGACUUCUAUCAAGGCUUCGUGGAGUGUGCAGAGGAGCCUUGUGAUGCCUACGAGGUGGUGCAGACCCAGCAGGGUUUCCGGUGUACCGUGAAGGCCCCCAGCUUGCUCUACAAGCAUAUAGUUGGAAAAAGAGGGGACACUAGGAAGAAACUAGAAGUGGAAACCAAAACUUCUAUUAGCAUUCCUAAGCCUGGACAAGAAGGAGAAAUUGUAAUCACUGGCCAGCAUCGAAGUGGUGUAAUUUCAGCUCGAACUCGGAUUGAUGUUCUUUUGCUCACUUUUAGAAGAAAGCAACCCUUCACUCACUUCCUUGCCUUUUUCCUCAAUGAAGUUGAGGUUCAGGAGCGAUUCCUAAAGUUCCAGGAGGAAGUACUGGAGAAGUGCUCUAUGGAUCAUGGGGUUGAUAGCACCAUUUUCCAGAAUCCCAAAAAGCUUCACCUAACCAUUGGGAUGUUGGUGCUUUUGAGUGAGCAAGAAAUCCAGCAGACAUGUGAGAUGCUACAGCAGUGUAAAGAGGAAUUCAUUGAUGACAUUUCUGGGGGCAAACCCCUAGAAGUAGAGAUGGCAGGGAUAGAAUACAUGAACGAUGAUCCUGGCAUGGUGGAUGUUCUUUAUGCCAAAGUCCAUAUGAAAGAUGGCUCCAACAGGCUGCAAGAAUUAGUCGAUCGAGUGCUGGAACGUUUUCAGGCGUCUGGACUCAUCGUGAAAGAGUGGAAUAGUGUGAAACUCCAUGCAACAGUGAUGAACACUCUAUUCAGGAAGGACCCCAAUGCUGAAGGCAGGUACAAUCUCUACACAGCGGAUGGCAAAUACAUCUUCAAGGAAAGAGAAUCAUUUGACGGGCGAAACAUUUUAAAGGGACCCACUGAACACCUAACCUGGUCUGCUUGGCUGGCCCACUGUGCCCAGUUACGCCUUCACGUGGCCUCGCUCGGCUCCCAUCUUCUCCAUCCCGAUGGCUGUCCUAGGUGCCCAGCCCUCGGCACCCAUUGUUUUCUUGCCUCGAUGCAUGUACUGGUUGUCUGGACGUCCCCUCUCACGUUUCACCUUUGCCACCUAUGUUGUUUUAGGUAAACUUUUCACUGAAGUAGUACAUAAUCCAGAGGUGCACAGAUCACAGAGUAAAUCAGUAGCUUUUCACAAGGUGAACACACCCAUGUCCUCGAAGUUCCUCUCUUCUGAUUCAUACCCUAUCUCCCUAACUAGGUGGUAAGCACUUGAGAGACAGAGCCACAUCGUAUGCCUUUGCAUGAAAACGCAUCACAUCAGGUGCUCAGUGACAUUCCAGAUCAGGAAUUUGAGUUAAGAGAGGGGUCUAGGCUUUGACAGAUAAGAAACACAAAGAAAUUUAAAGGAGUAUAUGAAAUUUCCAUUACUAACUACAAAUUCUUUCUUAACAACUAGUUACAGUUGAGAUAUGAUUAGAGGUAAUGUAAUUUUGAUGAGUCCUGUUCAAGGGUUUCAAGGUGGUGACUUGUAGGUAAGACCUUUAAAAUCCAGUCUGAACAAGGCCAUGUCAUAGCUUUCUCUUUUCAGAUAAGGUACACAGACAUGUACAACACUAGUUUUUGUUGACAUUCUCUCUAGCAAAUAUUUAUUGAUCAUACACAGUCUAUUAGGUACGGUUCCAGCAUACAGUGAUAUUCAGCUAUGAAUAACAUAAAAGAUCCUUCCUCUAUAGAGCUUAUAUUUUAAUGAGUCACUAGAAAUAAUUGAUAGAACUGAAGGAAAGGCUUAAGACUAAAGAUACAUAACAAGGCCUAAAGAAUACAAAAACGGUGAAGAAUUGUUACGAAAUCCUCAUUGACAUACAGCGAGAAUAAGAGCACGGAGAUAGGAAGGGCUAAAGGAAGAUCAGCCCUGCACUCGGGACUUCUAGGUAAGAAAGCCAUUUGUGACAUUAUCAAAGGUAUGAAAGAAGACGACAACUCAGAAAGGUAAACUAAGUACAGGGUUAAGGAGAGCAGAGAGAUGUCAAAAACAUCAUGGUAAAUACUUCAUUUUCAGCAGUGCUUUACAGUUUACAAAGAAGGGACUUGGGCUUGUUCAUCCUACCGGAUCUUGGCCACUCUGGUCAUGUACAGUGGGCAGUAUCCCGCACACGCUGUCAUGCAGCUCCCGUGUGCGGGUGUGAGCGUAGACUGACUUCAGUCUACUGACUGUAUUUACUAUUUACUUUACACCUGAAGCAUGAGGAGCUCCCUGGCAAGUCGUGCCACCUGGAGGUUAUCGACAGAAGGCUAAGUGAAGUCAGAGGCCGAUCACCUGCCAGCUCUGAGCUGUGGCUCCAGCGCUGGGAAACCUAGGCACAGGGAGUGGAAGGUAGAGGACCCCCCUAGGCUGCUAAUCCUGAAAAAGUAACUUGUUGAAAGUACUAUGAGUUCUCUUUUAGUUUUGUUUUGUCUUGUCCUUUAUUGCCCCUUUGGUUAUAUCUUUUUUGUACCUAGAAGGCUUCAGUUUGCAAAGCUAUAAGUCUGCCAGUCAUGUUGACAUGGCUUUCACUUCAAAUUAAGGUUCAGCAAAGGGAUUAGCAGAUAACCGUGUCAGGCUGUAUUUCUUUACACAAAAGGGUGGAUAUGGUUUGAACAGGCUGCGGAAGCCAGGAAGAGAAGUUAAUUGUGUAAAUCAAUGCAGGCAAGAGCUGAUCACCUUUCUGAAAGACAAGAUCAUGCAGCAUACAACCUCUAAAUAGAUCUUUGGGGUCAAGUUGAUGUCAUGUGGGAGAAUCAAUAUUUACUGAGCUUUAUAAAGUUAGCCUUAAUGAACCCCAGGCAUUUUGCUAGGCCGCUAAUUGCAGGAAGAGGAAAGGCGACAGUGGCUGAAGUCCAUGGCUAUGGAGCUUGUAUAAAAAUAAGUGCAGAGACAGUCACUUGCUCAUGUGCAAAGAGCCCACCCUAGGUUCUACCCAGGCACUUGUUGGGUAUGUGUGUGGAAGGGCUGGCUUUCUUGGGAUUUUACUGACAUUUUAAGAAAUGGCAUCUCUUGCAUCCUAACAGAACAAGGUGAGCCCUUUACACUUUGACACUGUUAUCUAAGCAGUUAAUUUUCUGAGAUGAGUUCUUUUUUUUUUUUUAAAAGAUUUUAUUUAUUUAUUUGUCAGAGAGAGAACACAAGCAG
Ailuropoda melanoleuca (giant panda) is the source of this 3783-nucleotide messenger RNA. RefSeq names its product activating signal cointegrator 1 complex subunit 1 (gene ASCC1). The record is from RefSeq and is a predicted model, not a curated record. Gene Ontology annotation, molecular function: RNA binding. The transcript is spliced from 10 exons. Lineage: Eukaryota; Metazoa; Chordata; Mammalia; Carnivora; Ursidae. Gene Ontology annotation, cellular component: nucleus. Gene Ontology annotation, biological process: DNA alkylation repair; regulation of DNA-templated transcription. Bases 571 to 1740 code for a protein of 389 amino acids.